AUGGCGCUCGGAAAGAAGCCAUACCCCAAGGCGACAGUCAAGAAGAUCAUCAAGGCGCAUUCUAAUCACAACAUCAAAAAGAAUGCCGACGUCACGAUCUUCCUCGACUAUGUCCUGUUCAUGGAAACCCUAGUCAAGGAAGCGGCGAUUCAAUCGAAGCAAUCAGGCGAGCGAGGACUGUCUGCGCGAAGCGUCAAGAAGGUGACGAGAGACACCUUGACAAAGUUCAAAGGCUGA
Molecule: messenger RNA, 237 nt
Organism: Fusarium keratoplasticum
Lineage: Eukaryota; Fungi; Ascomycota; Sordariomycetes; Hypocreales; Nectriaceae
Exons: 4
Coding region: 1-237 (78 amino acids)
Biological process (GO): chromosome segregation; mitotic cell cycle; kinetochore assembly
Cellular component (GO): kinetochore; nucleoplasm
Molecular function (GO): protein heterodimerization activity
Source: RefSeq, a predicted model, not a curated record